GCGCUCCGGAAGUUUUUGUCCACAUGUUCACUUGGUUCUUGAGAUCUGUGACGAAUACAUACAUACUAUCAAAACCCGUCAUUAGCUACGUUGCGCGCUUGACAAAAUGGCCGCAAGACUGAGCCUAAGGGUGCGAAACCGCUCCAAGAAAGGCGGCUUCAAGCGUCUGCCCGAGUCCAUCGAGCUCCCCACCGACGCUACUGUCGAGGAUGUGAAGCGCGCCGUUGCUAAAGAGGCCAAGGUCUCAGAUUUCAACCGCAUAGGCGUCCACGACCCCAAGACCAAUUCUAUCCUCAAGGAUCGCAAGGCCCUAAUCAAGGAUCUGCCAAAUGUUUUGUCUGCUGGAGAGGUGCUGGUGAAGGAUCUGGGUCCCCAAAUCGGCUGGCGGACGGUCUUUUUCAUUGAAUACUUUGGCCCGAUCCUUUUUCACUGCAUCUUCGCCGCAGGUCGAGACUACAUCUACCCCGCGCUAGGCAGCUAUCCCGGGUCCGCCUCUGGCAAGCCUUUGCCGGCCUUGACAACGAUCCAACAGCUUUCAUUCGCCCUUUUCAUAAUUCACUUUAUGAAGCGCGAGGUGGAGACGGUCUUCGUCCACCGCUUCGCGGCCAACACGAUGCCGUUCUUUGCCCUCUUCCGCAACUGCUUCCUAUACUGGGUGUCAGCUGGCUUGGCCUGCAGUUUCGUCUUUUAUGCGCCGGCCAACUACAGCCUCUUUGGGGGUGUUCCUCUCUUCCAGGAUAUCGCUCGCUCGGAACUGAGCGUGAUGGACUACCUAGGCCUUGCCCUCUUUGUUUACGGCGAGGUCUGCAACGGCAUCGUCCACCUCCACCUCGCGAACCUGCGCGCUCCUGGUAGCACCGAGAAGGGCAUUCCCUCCUGCGUUGGGAGCAGCAUGGUCACAUGCCCCAACUACAUGUUUGAAGUCAUAGCUUGGGUCGGCAUGAUCUUGGUCUCCAGGUCGUGGACAACCCUCAUCACUAUCGUUAUGGGUGGCUACUACAUGAUGAUCUGGUCGAUACAGAAGGAGAGGGCGCUGAGGCAGCUGUUCCCCGACAAGUACAAGAAGAAGCGUUACACUAUGCUUCCUGGUCUCAUUUAAUAUGCAUGGCUUGACAGUGUUCAGCUUUAGUCUGACCACUCUGUCCGUUGUUAUUUAUUCGUUUCCAAGAUGUUCUCGUUGUUGGGAAAUGCCUAUCGGUGGCUUGUGCGUUUGAAAAAGAGGUCAUGAUUCAUUCUGACACUUCAGGGAGGUCAAUUUGGAGCAGAUAGAGGUGUGCAAGGUCAACUCCAGGUUGAAACAAUUUGUAGUAGAAUAUUGUAUCGUUGCGUAAUCAUAAUGUCGUGAGUCGUUGGACUUUUAAAAGCAAGGAAAUCUCAAAAAGAAAAACGUUAACAUGGUCCAAGGAAAGACCAGUUGCUUAUUGUGCAGGUGGACACUCCUCGACAGAUAUUGUGGUACUCUGUUGGUCAACCCAUGCAUCUGAAGAAUCCUCGUGCUCUUUGAUCAGAGAGUCCUCGGGCAAUGGUACCUGGCAGGCUAUGUCGAUGUCUACCGGCGACCAGUCUUCCUCGGGAAGUGGUAUACAACAGGGAUCGACAAAGGUUGUUUUCGAUACUAGGGGGUCGUCAUCAUUGUGAUGCUGCUGUAUGGGCUGAGACAUGCCCGGAAGUCCUUCUGGUCCGUCAGGAACUUUCAGAGCGUCUCCCUGUUCUCGGUUGCGGGGGUUGGCAUCCGGCACUUCUUCACCAUCGUCAGCACUCCCAUCCCAGUCGCUCCCCCCGCAGUCCGAACAGCACUCUGAGCACCGACAGCUGCUGCAGCUGCCCUCGUCGCUGUCGCCCUCCCUGACCAGCCGCAUCGUCUCCUCGACGGCCAGGAAGCGCUGCUCCAGCAGCUCGGUCCAGUUCUGUAGGUCGCCCACCUCCCUCAGCUUCCAGCUGACGUCUUCAACCACCUCCUCGAGCUGGCGGUUGGCCUGGCGAAGCGAGCCGGUGGCGCGCACCACGUCGGCCUGCUGCUUCUUGAUGACGCGCUCGCCGCGGUGCAGCGCCGUGGCGCGGGGCACGAGCUCACGGUCCAGAAUGUUUGCCAUGGAGGCUUCGAGAGCCGCGCGCGCCUCGGCGACAUUGUUGGCUUGUUGUUGUUGUUGUUGUUGUUGCUGCUGCUGCUGCUGCUGCUGCUGGUACCCGGGAGACGUCGGCGACGUCGGCAGGCCAAAGUCCGGAGGUCGCC
Pyricularia grisea is the source of this 2233-nucleotide messenger RNA. RefSeq lists its product as uncharacterized. Gene Ontology annotation, biological process: very long-chain fatty acid biosynthetic process. Bases 107 to 1099 code for a protein of 330 amino acids. The transcript is spliced from 2 exons. The record is from RefSeq and is a predicted model, not a curated record. NCBI's taxonomy places the organism in Eukaryota, Fungi, Ascomycota, Sordariomycetes, Magnaporthales, Pyriculariaceae. Gene Ontology annotation, molecular function: oxidoreductase activity, acting on the CH-CH group of donors.